Messenger RNA from Rhincodon typus (whale shark), 6314 nucleotides. It is a transcript of the gene magi1b, whose product is annotated as membrane associated guanylate kinase, WW and PDZ domain containing 1b. The transcript is spliced from 23 exons. Bases 465 to 4784 code for a protein of 1439 amino acids. The record is from RefSeq and is a predicted model, not a curated record. Gene Ontology annotation, biological process: signal transduction. Gene Ontology annotation, cellular component: cytoplasm. Gene Ontology annotation, molecular function: protein binding. NCBI's taxonomy places the organism in Eukaryota, Metazoa, Chordata, Chondrichthyes, Orectolobiformes, Rhincodontidae.
GCAGAGUGCGAGUGAGUUGCUGGAAUUGAGCAGGAGCCUGGGCAGAAAGUGGGAAACACACAGAGAAGGAAAGAGUUGGAUUAAAACAACUGCUCUCCCCCCCACCCCCGCCAAGCACUGGGAGGAAGUGCAGUGUGCCCUCAAAUUGGAUUACUUCCAGCCACUGGGGCUUCUUCCUCUCUGAACCUUUUUAUUGUUUCCCUUUUGUUUGGGGAAAUCCAGGGGACACAGAUGUUUGUGGAAAGCUGAGGCGAUGGUUUCUGCAGCAGGAACUCGGGAGCUUGCCUCGCAGAAGCUGGUGCUGCCUCCGCCACAGCCCGGGACGGUGCUGCUGCUGUUCCAAGUUUCUGUGUGAGGAAGGGAACUGAGAUUCUUAUGAUCCUCUUCAUCACCUGUUUGUGCCCUGUGUCCUGAGGCAGUUCUGCUGGCUCUCUCCCGCUCCAAAUCUAAACCAAAUAAACACCAUGUCGAAAGUGAUUCAGAAGAAAAACCACUGGACCACCAAAGUGCACGAAAGCGUGGUCGCCAAGAACAAGCAAGGGGAGCUGCCUUUUGUCAUCUCAGGUGGGGCUGAGAGUGGAGAGUUUUCCUACUUGCGGGAGGCAAACCAGGAUCAGAUCGUUUACAGCUCCGGCGAGCUGAGGGAAGGCGAGUUGCUGCUGGAAGUUGAUGGAGUCCAUGUGUCCGGGCUGCCCCUCUAUGAUGUCCGCGCCCUGGUCAGGAGCUGCAAGGGGCCGAUCCGCCUGAAAACUGUCAAACAAGGAAGCAAACUAAACAAGGAUCUACGGCACUAUCUCAGUCAACGAUUUCAGAAAGGAUCGGCAGAUCACGAACUGCAACAGACAAUACGGGAUAAUCUUUAUCGACAUGCUGUGCCUUGCACAACUCGACCACCUCGAGAGGGAGAAGUUCCUGGUGUUGAUUACAACUUUCUCACAGUGAAGGAGUUCUUUGACCUUGAGGAGAGUGGUACUCUUCUAGAAGUUGGAACAUAUGAAGGUAACUAUUAUGGAACACCCAAACCUCCAAGCCAGCCACUCAGUGGGGAAGUAAUUACCAGUGAUGCUCUGCGAAGUCCUCAGGCUGGCACAAAGCCGACUCCAAAACGAAGCAAAUCCUACAAUGAUAUGCAAAACGCUGGAAUAGAGCAGCUGGAAAAUGAAGACGAUGAGGAAAACCCUGAAAUGAAUAGCAGUUUUACAGAUUCCAGUGAGCAAGACGAACAAAACAGUCACGCCCCCAAAGAAGAGGCACCUCAGUCUCACAACCUCAAUAGCUCCAGUAUCCCGAGUGCCGAGCUGCUUCAGCAACCAAUACAAAAUUCUAAUCUCCCAACAGACGACCUUGGCCCUUUGCCUGACAACUUGGAAAUGGCAUUUACUGAAAAUGGGGAAGUCUACUUUAUUGACCACAAUACAAAGACUACAUCAUGGCUUGACCCAAGGUGCCUGAGCAAGCAGCCAAAACCACUCGAAGAAUGUGAAGAUGAUGAAGGGGUACACACAGAGGAACUGGACAGUGAAAUAGAGCUACCCUCUGGGUGGGAGAAGAUCGAUGAUCCUGUUUAUGGUGUCUACUAUGUCGAUCAUAUCAAUAGGAAGACGCAAUAUGAAAAUCCUGUUGCUGAAGCCAAACGCAAAAAGCAGCUUGAACAGCAGCAAGCAGAAGAGUGGACAGAGCAACAAGCAUCUCCUGGAUCCAAAGCUCCAACCUAUGUGCAGAAUAAUCAGGAAUCUUUCAGAGAAACACCAGCACAAGGCAAGCCCUUCUUUACAAGAAACCCUUCAGAACUGAAAGGGCAGUUCAUCAAUACCAAGCUGAAGAAGAGUACCCGAGGGUUUGGUUUUACAGUGGUCGGUGGUGAUGAACCUGAUGAAUUUCUACAGAUUAAAAGUUUAGUUCUCGAUGGGCCUGCAGCUCUGGAUGGCAAAAUGGAGACAGGUGACGUUAUAGUAAGUGUAAACAGCAGUUGUGUACUGGGAUACACCCAUGCUCAAGUUGUAAAAAUAUUCCAGUCUAUUCCAAUUGGUUCAACCGUGGAUCUUGAACUUUGCCGGGGUUAUCCUCUGCCAUUUGAUCCAGAUGAUCCAAAUACUAGUUUGGUGACAUCAGUAGCUAUUUCAGAUAAAGAGCCAAUUGUUGUCAAUGGGCAAGAAAAUUAUGACUCCCUUUCAAGCCACAGUAGCCAAACAGCUCCUGCGAAUGUGAAUGGAGUGAAAGACCAGAGACCAUAUAGUCCAUCAUCUGGUGAUGUUUCAUCAAAUGGAUCCCAUACAGGCUAUACCAAUGACAAUGUCUCCUUGGCUUCCUCAAUAGCAACUCAACCUGAACUUAUAACUGUCCAUAUAGUCAAAGGCCCUAUGGGUUUUGGUUUUACCAUAGCUGACAGCCCUGGAGGUGGUGGCCAAAGAGUUAAACAAAUUGUGGAUGGUCCACGCUGUCGUGGUCUGAAGGAAGGGGAUCUCCUGCUAGAGGUCAAUAAGAGGAAUGUCCAGAAUCUAACCCACAAUCAAGUAGUUGAUACACUGUUAGAAUGCCCCAAGGGAAGUGAAGUGACACUCCUGGUUCAACGAGGAGGGCCGCCUCCGAAGAAAAGCCCCAAGUCGCAAGCACUGGAAAGGAAGGACAGUCAGAACAGCUCCCAGCACAGUGUCUCUAGCCAGCGGAGCGCAAACACUGCUUCACCAGUCCUGGGUGCCCCUGGGCUUCCAGACUACCCUUCAAACGAGGCACCAGCACUGGAUCAAGCAGAUAGUUCUGUGCAAAGGAAACCGGAUCCUUUUAAAAUUUGGGCUCAGUCAAGAAGCAUGUAUGAAAGUAGACUUCCUGAUUAUCAAGAACAAGACAUUUUCCUCUGGAGAAAAGAAACUGGAUUUGGUUUUAGGAUACUUGGUGGAAAUGAGCCAGGAGAGCCAAUCUACAUAGGCCAUAUUGUGCCACUGGGUGCUGCAGAUGCAGAUGGACGGCUGCGCUCUGGUGAUGAGCUAAUAUGUGUGGAUGGCACAGCUGUGGUUGGAAAGUCCCACCAACUUGUUGUUCAGUUAAUGCAGCAAGCAGCCAAACAGGGCCAUGUUAAUCUGACUGUGAGACGUAAAGUGGUUUAUCCAGCAGCCAUUCCAAAACCUGAGACUGAAGUCCCUGCCUCUCCAGUCUCGUCGCAUCACAGCAGCAACCAAGCAGUUUCUCUGACUGAAGAAAAGCGCACCCCCCAGGGCAGUCAGAACUCUUUGAACACAGUGAGCUCUGGCAGUGGCAGUGCCGGUGGAGGUGGCACUGGUGGUGCUGGUGUUGGAGGGGGUGUGCAGCCAUAUGACGUGGAGAUACGGCGUGGAGAAAAUGAAGGCUUUGGUUUUGUUAUUGUCUCGUCGGUUAGUCGCCCAGAAGCAGGAACCACGUUUGGCAAUGCAUGUGUAGCCAUGCCUCACAAAAUAGGUCGGAUCAUCGAAGGAAGCCCUGCAGACCGUUGUGGCCAGCUUAAAGUUGGAGAUCGCAUUUUGGCCGUUAAUGGAUGUUCGAUUACCAACAAGUCCCACUCGGAUAUUGUCAACCUGAUCAAGGAAGCUGGAAACACUGUAACCUUGCGCAUCAUUCCUGGUGACGAAUCCUCCAAUCCAUCCUUGCUAACAAAUGCAGAAAAGAUUGCAACAAUUACAACUACUCAUAACCCUCAGCAGCCACCACAGGAUGGUGGAAGGAGUAACACAAAACCAAAGCGAGAUGGAUCGUAUGAUUAUAAGUCAGCUCAGGAACCUGAACUGUACACUGUGGAAUUGGAUAAGGGACCAAAGGGUUUUGGAUUCAGUCUUCGUGGUGGGCGUGAAUACAACAUGGACCUUUAUGUACUCCGAUUAGCUGAGGAUGGUGCUGCCAUCAGAAAUGGUAAAAUGAAGGUUGGAGAUGAAAUUCUGGAGAUCAAUGGAGAAUCGACCAAGAAUAUGAAGCAUUCUCGUGCGAUAGAAUUGAUUAAAAAUGGUGGUCGGAGAGUAUGCCUAUUUCUGAAACGUGGAAAUGGUUAUGUGCCAGAAUAUGACCCAAACAAUGACAGGGGCAGUUCCACAACAGGUUCACAAAAUGUACCGGAAGUGAAAUAUUUAUCAGAAAGACGAACUCAUCCAUCACUGGAACCCAACUAUCCACCAGAAAUUCACAUAUCAUCACAGCACAGGGAAAGGAGGAUUAGUGAACAAGAAGAGCCAAUAGGCAGAAAAGAACACAGCAGACCAACCAAGGAACACCACACUACAACCUGGAAUGGUACUUCCAAAAGGAAAGAAAAUGGACCGGCAAGGAGGAAGGACAGAUCACCUGAGAGGAAACAACGUCAAGAAAGAAAGGCAGAAAAUGGAUACCAUCAAAGGUCUCUUGAAAGAGGUAGGGAAAUAUCACGGAUGACUGCUCAAAGCAUGGAGUGGAAUGAAAGAUCUCUUGGCAGACACAAAGAGGGACCGUACGAAAGGAGAAAAAGGUCACCUGAAGGGAAAUGGCAAGACUUACCUGACAGGAGGAGGGAAAGGUCACCUGACAGAACAAGAGAAAGGUCACCUUACAGGAGGAAAGAAGCAACAGCUGAGAGAAGAAGAGAGCGGUCACCUGAGAGAAGGAGGCAUAGGUCACUGGACACAAAAAGAGACAGAUCACCUGAAAGAAGAAGCAAAGUUGAUGAAAGAUCGAGGCACAGAGAUGAACAUAACAUGGAGAAAAAUGACUUUAUCAGAAGUUCUAGGCAAUCCCCACAGCCUAGAAGGAAGGCUAUUCGAGAAUGCAGCACUGAUCUCAGCAUCUAAAUGAAGGAUUAUGCACUGGACAAGUCAAGUUCUGUCUAAAAGGGCAACAUAGGUUCUCUGAACAGAUCCAAAGUUGAUCAUUGCUUGUCACCUUGAAAAGACUAGAGGCCUAUUAAUGUAAAAAGAAGAAUAUAAACAAAAAUGACACUGUACAUAUGUCAGGAAAAUGUUAACAGUAAAAUGUGCCUGACCCAACAAAAGCUAGGGAUUGCUCAAAAGGAAAAUAGUAUUGACAUUACAUGUGAAAUGUAAGCCUUAAUUGUAUUAUUGAUUUUAGAUAACUUGCCAGAUAUUUUGUUAGUCUUUGAGGUGUCUCCAAUAUUGUAAUGAAACCAGGCGACAUUAGCACAAAAUAAUUGCACUUUGUCGAAAACUAUGCCGUUUUAAUAUGAAGUAUUUUUCUAUAUCACACAAAAGGUUUGGACGCUUUCUGAAACAUCUAAGAAUUGAUGGAUGUGGUAUAGUUUUAAGCUGGUAAGUUGCUGAUCAAACAAAAGAAGAGCAAGCUUCUAAACUGGAGUAAUAAGACUCAUGAUGUUGACAUUCUCAUGAAGGAGAGUGUGUUUAAAUUAAUAGAAAAUGGCUAAAGAGACUGCUAACUUCAGCAACAAUUGUAAACAGGUGGUAUAUUCAAGAUUUGAAGUGGAAUAGUCGUGUAAAUUAAUUUGAUUGUUUCUAAGCCAAUUGCAAAGGGGGACUGUGUGGUGAAGGUCUGCUGUGGCACUGCUUGAAAACAGAGGAAAAAGCUGCCUUGCUGAGCCAUGAAGAAGCUCUUCAUUAUUGUUGAACCACUAAGUGAACUGCUUUCAGUGCUUCAGUGUGUAUAUGUAUACUGUUCACAUUUCCAUUACAACACUAAAGUAAGCAUUGCAAGUUUUAUCACUGUUGUUGCCAUGGUACUGUACAAAUGUAUGACUAACCAUCUUGUGUACAAAGUUUAAAUUGUAAUUAUUAGAGCCUGUUGGAAAUGUUGCCUUUCUUGUAAAAAGAGUGAAACUAUGGCAAAACUAGUUGUGAGGAAUGUGAUAGUGUUUAUAUUUCAAAAAUUGAACAAACUGAUUUAUGGGACAUAUUUUAAAGUAAAAUGAUUCAGGUAUAUAAAACUGUUUUCAAAUGGAAUACUCUAUCAGUAAUUAUUAAGUUUUUGUUGGUUUUGAAAUUCUAUUUCUUGAUGGUGAACCUGCCUGUAUAUUAUGAAACACUUGUAUGCAGUCUGUGUUCUUUAAGCAUUAAUUCUUGCGAUGUGCUAUAGGCCUAAUGUUCUGCUGUGUAGAUUGAAAGCAAUAUAUGGGCAAAUCUUUUUAUAAAACACUAUGCAUAUAUAAAUACUACAUUGUUCGUAGCUUGACCCAUGUGGCUAUACACAUAACUUUAGUGUAGUGCAGUAUAGUAUGUAGAUGUUAAUAUUAUCCGUAUAGCUUCUUCCCUUCCCUGCCCCAAUCCCUGAAACAGAUCACAAUGUAUAUGUAGCUACAAAAAGAAGUCUGUGAAUGCUAUUUUUAUUAUCAAAUAAAGUUUUCCAUACAAAUU